This is a messenger RNA of Mandrillus leucophaeus (drill), 1313 nucleotides long. RefSeq names its product phosphatidylinositol-specific phospholipase C, X domain containing 3 (gene PLCXD3). The transcript has 3 exons. NCBI's taxonomy places the organism in Eukaryota, Metazoa, Chordata, Mammalia, Primates, Cercopithecidae. The coding region runs from base 116 to 1081 and encodes 321 amino acids. The record is from RefSeq and is a predicted model, not a curated record. Gene Ontology annotation, molecular function: phosphoric diester hydrolase activity. Gene Ontology annotation, biological process: lipid metabolic process. Gene Ontology annotation, cellular component: synapse.
GCGCACAGAGGAGUGUAAACUCUAGCGGGGCUGGAGCAAACAUUGGAUUAGCGGCAGCAGCUUGCCAACCUGCCCGAGGAGUGCUGGGACCAGCGCGCUGCACGCCGACUGCACGAUGGCCUCGUCUCAGGGGAAAAACGAGCUGAAAUUAGCCGACUGGAUGGCAACUCUGCCGGAGAGCAUCCACAGCAUCCCCCUCACCAAUUUAGCCAUUCCAGGGUCUCAUGAUUCCUUCAGCUUCUACAUUGAUGAAGCCUCUCCAGUAGGUCCUGAACAGCCAGAAACUGUCCAGAAUUUUGUCUCUGUGUUUGGAACUGUGGCCAAAAAGCUCAUGAGGAAAUGGUUGGCCACUCAGACAAUGAAUUUUACUGGCCAGCUAGGAGCUGGAAUUCGUUAUUUUGAUCUUCGAAUUUCCACCAAGCCCAGAGACCCCGACAAUGAACUCUAUUUUGCUCAUGGUUUGUUCAGUGCCAAAGUCAAUGAAGGCCUUGAGGAGAUCAAUGCAUUCCUCACAGAUCACCAUAAGGAGGUAGUGUUCUUGGACUUCAACCACUUCUAUGGGAUGCAGAAAUAUCACCAUGAAAAACUGGUCCAAAUGCUGAAAGACAUCUAUGGAAAUAAAAUGUGCCCAGCGAUUUUUGCCCAGGAAGUUAGUUUAAAGUACCUGUGGGAGAAGGACUAUCAAGUGCUGGUCUUCUACCAUAGUCCAGUGGCUCUGGAAGUGCCCUUUCUCUGGCCCGGGCAGAUGAUGCCAGCACCCUGGGCCAACACCACAGACCCUGAGAAACUGAUCCAGUUUCUUCAAGCAUCCAUCACUGAAAGAAGAAAGAAGGGAUCGUUUUUUAUAUCUCAGGUGGUGCUGACCCCCAAAGCUAGCACUGUAGUCAAAGGGGUGGCAAGUGGCCUCAGAGAAACAAUCACAGAAAGAGCUCUUCCUGCCAUGAUGCAGUGGGUCCGCACACAGAAGCCAGGAGAGAGUGGCAUCAAUAUUGUCACUGCCGAUUUUGUAGAACUUGGUGACUUUAUCAGCACUGUCAUAAAGCUCAACUAUGUCUUUGAUGAAGGAGAAGCCAACACUUGAUAGCACCACUUGGAGUUUCCAUGAUUAAGAUGGAGAAGGCUCAUUGUAUUAGGGCAUAUUAUCUGUAAACAAUCUGAUCUUCCUAUUUCACUGAGUCUCUGAAGGGAAUAGGGCUGGUAGUGGGUGGGAAAGGGGGAAAAACUAUUUCUUCAGUGAUUACAAUCAUACUCUUCAUUACUAUAAAUAUUUCAUUUCCCAUUUGAUGCGUGAAAUCUACUUCUAGUGUUAGGAA